AUGAGUGAAACUCCUUCAACCAGUUACUCUGUCACCCAGCCCAACUCCUCCGAGAGCGAGCAGAGCUCACCUCCGCGCCACCUCAACGUCACGGAGCCUGUUGUGGCCAAGCGAAUCUGCUUCUAUAAGAGCGGAGAUCCCCAGUUUAAUGGGAUCAAAAUGGUGGUUAAUAACCGCUCUUACAAGACGUUUGAUGCCUUGCUGGACAGUUUAUCCAAACGGGUCCCCUUGCCUUUUGGAGUGAGGAACAUCAGUACGCCAAAAGGCAGACACAGCAUCACCAAUCUGGAGGAUCUCGAGGAUGGGAAAUCUUACAUUUGCUCCCACCAGAGGAAAAUGAAGCCCAUCAACCUGGAACAGGCUAGCAGAAAGCCACUGCCCUGGCAGAUCAGCAGGCCUGUCAGCGCUCGGCGUCGAGCGGUGCAGUUAGCGAGGGGCAGUGAGGAUGGGUAUGGGCAUCGGGAAGUCAGGAUAACGACUCCCAAGAAGAUGCUCGUUUUCAAAAACGGGGACGUAAGGCUCAGGAGAACCAUAGUCCUGGGGAAGAAAAAUACACAAACCUUUGAGGCCUUCCUGGAUUACAUGAGCGAGUUAAUGCAAUAUCCAGUUGCAAAGCUCUACACCACUGACGGCAGAAAGGUUCCUAAUCUUCAGGCCCUGAUAUUGUGCUCUGGAGCUGUAGUCGCAGCAGGAAGAGAGCCUUUUAAACCAAGCAAUUAUGAUUCCCUUGGGUAUUCACGGCCUGCUAAAUUGCUUGGAAUUGCAAAUCGUGUAUACCCAAAAGCAAAUGCCAAGUCAGAAAGUGAAAAUACGAGGGCUGAAAUGGGCUCUAGCUCAAGAUCUCAGAUAUUCUCAAUCUCUUCUGAUAAAGGGUCCAGUAAUGAUAACAACUCAAAUUAUAACAACUCAGAUUCUUCCUGUGUUCCUGGCAGUCAUAAUGGUAUAAUAGAAAAUCAUUUAGUUACUGGUCAAGACUUAUCUCUGGCACAAUAUGAAGAUGACAUUGAGAAAUCUGUUCACGUCAAUCAAGACGGCAGCAUCACAGUGGAAAUGAAAGUUAGGUUAAAAAUUAAAGAGGAAGAAACCAUUAAAUGGACAACCACUGUAAGUCGUGCUGGCCUCUCUGAUGGCAAAAAUGCCACCAUCUGCAGUUCUGAAAUGUGUGCAACCAAUGAAAAUGUACCAGAAUGUAUAAAACCAAGAGAUACUCCAGUUUUGAGGAGCUACAAGGAAGAAGAAGGAGACUCUUUACAGCAGUUCAACUCAGAAGUGUCGGACAAAGACUCAGAGGCUGAUCUAAAUACUGCUGUUUGUAGAAAGGACAGUUCUGCAGAUCUAGAUACAAGCAGUGUAGCUGAGGAUAAUAGCAAGCCUCGCUUUUAUAGGCCUCCUACCCCUGGGCCAAGGCGUGUUAGACAAAAGAAAGCAGUAGUUGAAAGUGUCACGCUGGUGUCUGAGCAAGAGGUUCAGGAGAAGACAGUAGGACAGUUUUCCUACAGUGAGGAAAUACAGAAUGGGGAAAAUAAAUCUGAGUAUUGCAUGGUAGCUCAUUCCAGCAGGAAGAAAUCAAGUGUCAUUAACCCAAAAUAUAGUGAGACAAGCGACAGUGAUUUGUUAAAGCUGUCUUCAGAUAACGUAAAAGAAGAAAUGCAUUUUAAAGUGAGCCACAGAAGUAGUGAUUUAAUAGAAACCACAAACAGGAAGACACUAGAAGUGCCUGAUGAGGAUGAAUUAGUAGAGAAUAUAGUAGAGAAGUCAGUUGUGGAACAAGGUAUGUACAGUAGUUUAGUGUCAGCCCACAAAGCUAACAUCAGAGGUUUCAUCCCAUCAUCCAAAACUUCCCAGGCAGCUAGGCCAGUUUCAGCAGACUGCAUCCAGGCAUCAUGUGAUAUUAAACAAAUCAAAAGGUCACUGAGUUCUUUUGUUAGAUAUUCAGAAUUUCGGCAAUCAAAAGAAGAAAUAAAAUGCAGUGCUGGUGAUUUAUUGCCUGCUUCUCAAGAUUCAGAGCAUUCAGCCUGUUCUGGGCACAGCCAGAUGAAGAUGAUGGUACCUCCAUGCAGUGAAGCUCCUACUGAGAAAAAUCCAACAACUGGAUUCUCCCCUGCUGUUACUGACAGCGAGGAUCUAGUCAGUGUCAGCACUGAAUCUGUGAUGACAACACAUCUCAUUGAUGACAGCCAUCCUGCAUCUUCCCUCACUAAAAAGAAGAAGAGAAAAUCACCUAAUCUUCAUGAGCAAGGUACAUAUGAAAAUCAAAAAGAUAAAGACCUUUCAGGGACAAUUAAAAGUGAGGGAAUGCACACAAGUGAAACCGCACAGGAUUCAGCAAAGGCAGCUAUGGGUAAUUCCUCUGAAAUGCCUCAGAAAGAGGGAACAGAAUUGCUUGUAACAAACAACAGUGGGGCUGUCAGUUCAGGCAAAAGGAUAUGCCCUGAAGAUGAGUUCUACCACCAAGAUUCAGUGGAACAAAAUGGAUUAUCAUUGAACAAAAACACCAUCAGUACUAACAAAAGGUCAGCCAAGGUGAAAUCCAAGUCAGGCAAAAAAAAGAGCAUUGGUUCAUCUGCAAAGAGUGAAGAUGGUCUGAUGAUGGUUGAUUCACACAAUGAAUCUCAACACAGUCAGGAUACUCUGAGUACUGGGAAACCAGACACACGUCUCACGAACAGCUCCCUUGAGCAGACACCUAACUCAUUGGUGAUUUCAAAGCCCCUGUCAGAAGUGCCAAAGAAUCUUAACUCUGAAAAAGAAAAUAGUACUUUGGAAAAAUUGUCUUCCAAGAAAGAGAAAAAGCAGAAGAGGAUGAACAAAAACAUAAGUAAAAACGCAGAUAAGUUAAAAAUGCCAGAGAGAGCCAUUACAUUAGAGGCUCUAAAACAGAAGGACUUUCAAAAUGACCUUGUUGAGCAUUCACUUGAAAACUAUGUCCAAACUUGGCUGAAAAAUGUCUUACCAAAUUCUGUCUUACCAAAUUCUGUCUUACCCCCUAUAAAAAAAAGAGAAAGGAAUGUAGAGAACAGUAGUGACUGUAACGUUCCUAAAGACAAUACUGAUGCUUCUAUAGACAGAGGGAUCAAGUUUAUUACAAACAAAGUGCAUCUAAUGGAACAUAAUCUAACAAAAAAAAAAUUAAAGCCUAUUUGUGAAUUGGGAACUUUAGAAGUAGCAGCCAAAGAUUCAGGUGAAAAACAAACUGACUCUUUGAUUCAUGCUAAUGCAACUGUAGUAGAAGAAGCCAAGUACACACUGAAGUCAGAAUUGCAUCACGAUGGUCAACUACAACUCUUCCAUGAAACACAGGACAAUGAGAAAAAGAGAUCAGAAGCUAAUAUUCAAGACACCAACCUAUGUCAAAUAAAAAAGUCUGAAGUUGCUGUUCAAGUUGAUUACACAAUUGUCAAAGAGAAAAUGGGGAUUGAUGUUCAGAAUAACUGUGUGUCUAGCAUCUUGCUGCAUGAGCUACAAUCAGCUUUGCUUGGUCUCCAGAAAGACCAUAAUGGGUGUAAAGGAAAAGCUUGCAGCCUUUCAGAUCUUUCUCCUGCAGCUUUUGGUUGUUCCUCCAAUGUCCUCCUAGCUUGGCUACUUGUACUGAAUCUGAGAGAGAAUUUGAUUGGGACGGUUAAAGAUGAUCUGCAAAAAACUACCUGUAGCUGUUCUGAAAUCUUUACACAGUUACAGUUUCUGAAACAAACUUCAGUCACAGAAAAAGUUGAUGAGCUGAAGGCUGCCUUUUCACAUUUACAACAAUCCACAGAAAACAACUUGCUACACUUUGGGAGGGAACUGAAAAAUCAGGACUGCACACAUUGCUGUGAAAAUACACCCAAACCUGAAAUUCCUAAUGAUGUAUAUCUGCAUGAAAAUGAAAAACCAGAGGAGCUUUGCCUUACAAAGGACAGUGCAAAUUCUGAGGAAGCUUUGCAUUUGAGUGGGGAAAUAGAUAACUCUUUUGAUACAGAGAAAGAUCUUUGCGGAGAACCAGAGAUUUUAGAUUUGAGUGCUCCCAGAACACAGCUAGAUGAUCAAGAUGCCAAUACUAACUCAAAUACCUGUAGCCUUGCAUCAGCUAUAGAACCACCUGAAAGAAGUGAAGAGAUGUCUGAUAGCCUAGAUAAAAAAUCUCAAGAUCAAGGCACUGAUACAUCAUUUGCUAAUGAAGAGUCAGAAACUUCAGUAGAACCUAACUCGACAGUUCAUAGUGUAACUUCUAAUGAUAAAAGUCGUGGUUUAGAUCAGGAUAUUUCUGAGUUAGAAGGUGAAAAAGAUGCUCUAGGUGUUACCACUGAUAAAAGUGAAGCUGAGAAAGUUGAUUCAGAGUCAGCAGGUAAUGCCAAACCCCCGAAUAACCAACUUGAACUAGCCACUGAAACCUCUGCAGAAUAUAACAAUGAGGAUUAUUCUGUACAGGAAGACAAGGAAGAUGCAGAAACAUCUGAGAGGUUGUCUACAGUCUCUCCACUAUCAUUUUGUUAUGAAUCAAAGCAAAUGACUGAAUGUGACGUGAGCGAAGGUGAUCAGAAAUUGCCUGUAGAAGAAGUGGAGAAUAAACUGCUUUCAGACACUUCCCAGUUGCAAAAGUGCUUAAAGAGCCCUGCUACUUCAGACUGGUCAGAUUACAGACCAGAUAGCGAAGAGACUGAUUACAACAUGAGAGCAUCCAGUGAUUUAACCAAUGAAAGUGAGGAUGAAGCAGCAAUUGAGAAGCAUUAUAAUACUGGCUAUGUCAAAAGAACUAUCGAGCGGCUUUAUGGUAAGUCAGAAGCUUCCUUUAAGCCUGAAUUUCACAAAGGAUUUCCUUAUUUGUCUCAAGUAUUUCAAAAAGACACUGAAGAAUUCCGCUCGGCAGUGAUGGAGAAAACCAUUUCUUUUUCUCAAGGACCUCAGUCUUCUGUAGAGAAGUUGUCCUAUUCUUCACUGCCAUCCCAGGAAUUUCCAGUAAACAUGAGCAAAGGUGGCACUAUAUCAAGAGGAGAAAAUACUUCCUUACCAACACCACAAGCUACUCCUGACAGAGAAGUGGCAAAUUACGUUGAUGACUGUUCAGGGGUAUCUCCAAAGCAGCAUUGUCAACCUAGUGUAAAAACUGAUGAGGAUGAAGGAAUAUUGAUAGAUAAAGGCAAAUGGCUUCUCAAAGAAAAUCACUUGAUAAGAAGAUCACCACCUGAGCGGACUGGGAUGUACGGUAAUUUGGAUACAACCUCGACAGACACAGUCCUUGAUGCCAACGGUGAUGAUGUUCCCUACUCUCACUUUGGCAAUCUGAACCAGUACCCAGUCUUCAAUGAGAUCUCAUCUUCAGAACUUGAAGAGUUGGCCAAACCCUCUGAAAAUAUUUGCAACUACUUCAAUAUACCUCACAACAGCGAUUCAGAUCCCUUUCAGGGUGACUUGAGUACAAAAAGCAAACCUAGCCGCAGUGAUAAGGUUGCUCCCUUUCCUGCAGCAAGCAAAGAGAAAAAUACACCCUCAACCAUGGUGGGUUCUGCUUCCACACAGGCUGAUUCCAGUUACCCAGCCUUUACAUCUGUGGAAUUUAGAUUGCCUGAUAACAAGGUGCAUCCAUUGGAACAGCCUUCAGAUGAUGAACCUGUACAGUCUCAGCCAACCGCUGCCAGUAACACUAAUAGAAACGCUCUCCGGGAAGAAGAUUCUCUGGAUAAACUCCAUGCAAUAUGUGGCCAACAUUGUCCAAUACUAAUGGUGACUGUGACACCAAUUAAUGAGGAACAGAGAGGAUAUGCCUACCAAAAGGCAUCUGAUAUUGAGAACCAGCUGGGUCGAUGUUUGCUGGGCAAAAAGAGUAGGCAUUUGCAAUGGUCAGGUGAAGAUUUCCUAACAGAUGAAAAUGAGCUUGUGGCUCUGAAGAAUAACUGUAUCAAUAAGAUUGCCAAUAGUAUUUUUAAUAGGUUUUAUGCUAAUAACACCUUAGAUUUUAUUAGUGACUUUGGAGUACUUGCAUCUUGGACUCUGAAAGAUACAAGCAGUUCAUGGAAGUCACAGACUGUAGAGUAUAUGAAUGUAAAACCCAGGGAAAUCAGCCACUGUGAAAAUAAUGCACCCAAACACAUACUCAGUGAUCUUGUGUUAGUCACUAAUAGUGAGCUACCCAACAGAAAGCCAAAUGUCUGCCAAACUCUAAAAAUAAGCUUAAGUCAUGCUGUUGGAGAAAAAUUCUCCCCAGUGUUGGUGGAUCCAGCAGAACCCUCUCAUUCUGAAACGUUGCUGAAGGGUAACUCUUCUUUAAAGAACACUGAACUCAAUGCCUCUGAAAACCUAAGAAAUGGAAAUGCCUUUCCUAAAGACAAAGAAGAAGAAGAAGGAGAAGAAGAAGGAGAAGAAGAAGGAGAAGAAGAAGGAGAAGAAGAAGGAGAAGAAGAAGAAGAAGAAAUAGAAAUCUGCUUCUGUAUGAUGGACAAUGGAAAGAAUAAGGAUGAGAAAGACUUGUGAUAGAGCUUUUAGAACUUCUGUAGCAUUAGAUUAGUGAAAACACCUGCUGAAAAAAAAAAUUAAAAAUAUUGCAAAAUAAACUGCUGAAUGCCACAGCAAAUAAUGCCAGUCCAGCCCAGACCUAGAUAAAUGCAAAUCACAAUUGUAUAUCACUGCUGAAAUACAGA
This is a messenger RNA of Pogoniulus pusillus (Red-fronted tinkerbird), 6614 nucleotides long. RefSeq names its product oxygen-regulated protein 1-like. NCBI's taxonomy places the organism in Eukaryota, Metazoa, Chordata, Aves, Piciformes, Lybiidae. Gene Ontology annotation, cellular component: axoneme. Gene Ontology annotation, biological process: photoreceptor cell development; intracellular signal transduction; retina development in camera-type eye. The record is from RefSeq and is a predicted model, not a curated record. The transcript is spliced from 3 exons. Bases 1 to 6447 code for a protein of 2148 amino acids.